Mucor mucedo is the source of this 884-nucleotide messenger RNA. RefSeq lists its product as uncharacterized. The record is from RefSeq and is a predicted model, not a curated record. Lineage: Eukaryota; Fungi; Mucoromycota; Mucoromycetes; Mucorales; Mucoraceae. Bases 8 to 757 code for a protein of 249 amino acids. Gene Ontology annotation, molecular function: protein binding. The transcript has a single exon.
AUAAAACAUGCCAAAACGACAACGAGUCAUGGAUCAGGAUUGGGGCCUUCAUUCUUCCUCCUCUUCCUCCUCCUCUUCAGAUAGUAGCGACGAUGAGGGAGAGUUCAAACCUUGCGGGUUGUUUAAAUUACCCUUUGAAAUAGUCUCGCAUAUAUUCAUACUUUCGUCAAACCCCAAUUUGCCCAUUGUCAACCAAUUUUUAUACCGUCAACUCUAUUAUUGCUCAGACAGCAUAAAAAUCCGGUUCUUGGAGCACAAAUAUACGCCAGAGAAUGUAUUUGAAGAAGCAGUCAAGUACCCUUUUUUCAGUCUUGAACUUCUUAAACGACUUGAUAAACUGCAUAAUGAAAAAUUAUCGUUUAAGGGCAAGAAGAUCCCAGCACGACUAUUUUUAGAGGAACCCAGCGAGAGUUUGAGAGAAAGAGAUGCGAUCGUAUUAGAGCUGUUAGAGAGAGGCGCUUGUGCCAAUAGACCAAAAGGGUUUCCGCUAAUAAAAUCAGCGCAGUUAGGCCGACUUGAUCGGGUUAAGCUACUGAUUCAAUUUGGAGCAGACCCGACGAUACGAAACAAUAUGGCUCUACGUGUAUGCGCGGCAAGGAACAAUAAAGAGAUGGUUCUUUAUUUCCUGGACGAUUUGAAAGUAAAGCCAGAUAGCGAUACACUGAAAGCCUGUGUACAAAAGAAUUUAUGGGAAAUGUUUCAAAUCCUAGUGGAUCAUGGGGGUGUUCCUGAUAUGUCCACCAUUAAUUCCACUUAAUAUAUAUCCACCCCCACCCUCUACGUCCCAUACCUUUGCUAUAGACAUUGUUAAUAGAAGUACUCAAUAAAAAUUUAAUAAUAAAAAAAAAGGGUUUCCAAUUAUUAUGGGGUCCGCUAAAGAGUCA